This is a messenger RNA of Cyphomyrmex costatus, 609 nucleotides long. RefSeq lists its product as uncharacterized. The record is from RefSeq and is a predicted model, not a curated record. The transcript is spliced from 2 exons. Bases 181 to 609 code for a protein of 142 amino acids. Lineage: Eukaryota; Metazoa; Arthropoda; Insecta; Hymenoptera; Formicidae.
AUUAGCAUCUUUACAGAACUAUUCUUUGUUCGCCACGGGAUACGACGCAGGUUGACGCCGUAACGACGUGUCGAGAGACGCAUCAUUGAGUCGGCCGCGUGUGAUGCAACGCACGCAGGGCUGCUGCUACUAUCGUCUCGCGUUAUCUCGCGCGACCGUCUCGUGGCAAUAACGGCGAAAAUGUUCGGGAAAGUGCCACCGUCAAAUACACCGGGUCCGCCUAAUAAUAACAACGGCGACCAAACAUCAGCCAAGUCGUGCAUCAGGCCGGCGACGACGGGCACAGCGUCGUGUCUGCCAUGCUUCUCGGUGGAGGAGACGCCGACAGUGAACGCCGACGACAAGGUGAGACCUUGGCGACCGACGAAGGACAACGCCGACGAUUCGUCCGCCGUGGUCUCCGAGGCUCCUAGCAACUCUCUGCAAUCGCCCGCUAGCUUGUUGGACACCACAUCCGUCGCGAUGGAAUCCCCUAAACCUUGCAGGACUGAUGAAAUAACGACAACCUGUGCAACCGCUUGUUCCAAGACUGCGGCCAAGUGUUUGCCGAAAGAAGGUUUGUCGCAAAUCACGACGACCACAGUCUACUUCGAUUGCGAGAAACCUUAA